GGUGUGGAUGACUACAGCUCAGAGUCUGAUGUCCUUAUUAUACCUUCAGCCUUGGAUUUUGUUUCUCAAGACGAGAUGCUAACACCGUUGGGCCGACUGGAUAAGUACAUUGCUAGUGAGAACACGUUUAACAGCUCCAGAUAACUUUGCAUGCCAGUGAUUUAUAAUGGAUAGGAAGAGCUAGCUGGAUAUAUAGAAGUUUACCAAGACUAUGCAUUGCUUGUGACGGCAAACUAGGCCAGCGGUGCACCAGGUCUGCUUGUGUUUACCUACCCUCCUAUUUGAAGGAAUUAAGAUGGAGCUGUGUCAGGCGAAUGCCGUGUGAAACAAUGAUAGCUUUACUGUCAACAAAGGAACAAAGAUUGAGGUCAGAGAUGAAUCUACAUCUGUAGAGGUGUCCUGGAGAGUAGUGAAUCAAAGACAAAUGGUAGCGCGAGGGUUGCUCGAUACACUGCGGGCAGUCAGCGAUGAUGAAAAAGACUGCCUCGCAGUGUUGGAGAGAAUAAGUAAACUAGCUGAAGAUCCAGAACCAACAGUUCGUGCAGAAUUGAUGGAACAGGUGCCUCAUAUUGCAAUAUUCUGCCAAGAGAAUAGGCCUUCUAUUCCUUAUGCUUUCUCCAAAUACUUGUUGCCCUUUAUGGUUAGAUGCCUUGCAGACCCCAACAACCAGGUGAGGAAGACAAGCCAGGCAGCAUUGCUGGUGGUGUUAGAACAAGAGAUAAUAGAAAGAUAUGACGUGGAGACUAAAGUAUGUCCUGUUCUACUGGAUCUAACUGCUCCUGAAAGCAAUGAUGAUUUGAAAACCGAAGCUGUCGCAAUAAUGUGUAAAAUGGCUCCCAUGGUGGGGAAGGCUAUCACAGAAAAAUAUAUACUGCACCGGUUCUGUGAGAUGUGCUGUGAUUGCCGGAUGUUCCACGUUCGCAAGGUGUGUGCUGCCAAUAUUGGCGAUAUAUCCAGUGUCGUUGGUCGUGAGGCAACCGAAGGAUUGUUGUUACCCAGGUUCUUCCAGCUCUGCUCUGAUAAUGUAUGGGGUGUGCGGAAAGCCUGUGCCGAAUGCUUUAUGGGCAUUUCUUGUGCAACCUCUCAGGAAGUUCGGAGAACAAAACUUUCUUCACUCUUCAUUAAUCUGAUCAGCGACCCUUCACGAUGGGUUCGUCAAGCUGCCUUUCAGUCAUUGGGGCCUUUUAUCUCAACCUUUGCUAGCUCUUCUGGUGCUGGCCAUUACUUCAAAGAGGAAGAUGUGCUUUCUUCCAAGAAUGUAUUGGAGAGCCAAGGGACAGAAAACAAUAACAGUGCAAAACGUGCAGCAGAACCAGCAAAAGUUGCAGAUGGAGCUAUGGAUCUUGUAGAAAUGGAACGGCAAACUUCAGGCUCUAACUGUUGUACUGUGGAAUCAGUAAAUGCAGCUGUUGAACUCGCCCAAAAAGAUGAACUAAACAGUGAUGGUGAAUGUAGAAGUGAUGCCAUUCAGGUUCAGGCUACAUCUUUACAACCGCAUUCUGAUUGCUAUGUAUGUACUAAAUCUGGAUCAUCUGAAGCAAACAGAGUUCUCAGCGAAAGUCAGUUGCCAAACUCAGACAGCACAAAUUCAACCUUGUCUUCACAAAAAUCUGGGUCCAGUUCAGAAAAGACUGCCAUUCCAGAGGACAUGUACAACUCAUUCCAUUAUUGGAGGACUCCUAUCCCUACAAUUGACCUUGAUUGGGAACUGGAGCCGCCACAAUGUUCAGAUAAGCAGAAAAGCAAAGAUUCAACCCAGGAAGAGGUGCUAUCAGACUGUCCAAGCUUUAGCACAGCUACUAGAAAAGAACUGGAAGAAAUGCUGGAAAACUUGGAGCCGCACAUAGAUGACCCGGAUGUGAAAGCACAAGUGGAUGUUCUAACUGCUGCCCUCAGAGCUUCCACUCUUGAUUUUGAGGAAGAAACAUCUGUGGAACCAUUGUGUAACCAAACCGAGUCGCAAGCAGAAACUAUGAAAGUUGACCCUAUAAAUGUUGACCAAGACCAUGUGCCUUUAACUGCUGAAAUAUCAGCCACUGUUGAGGAAGACUGUGUAAGUGAUGCAGUGUAUAGCACCAAACAAACACAGGAGGCAUCUCCCUUUUCAACAGUGGUACCAGAUGAUCGGGUGUUCACUUAUUUUGAGACGAACCUAGAAGGCAGGCUUCAGUUUAUCCAAGAUAACUCUUGUCGGAGGCAAAGCAGUUUUGAAGACGAUAAAAAAUCUAAAAUUCAGGACGUUGUUCCUCAAGCAUUGCUGGAUCAAUAUCUUUCAAUGACUGAUCCUUCACGUGCCCAGACUGUUGAUACAGAGAUAGCAAAGCACUGCGCUUACAGUCUCCCAGGUGUGGCAUUCACUUUGGGCAGGCAAAACUGGCACUGUCUGAAAAAUACGUAUGAGAUACUGGCCUCAGAUAUGCAGUGGAAGGUUCGAAGGACUCUUGCAUUUUCCAUUCAUGAGCUGGCAGUCAUUCUUGGAGACCAGCUGACUGCAGCAGAUCUAGUUCCUGUUUUUAAUGGUUUUUUGAAGGAUCUUGAUGAAGUACGGAUAGGAGUCCUGAAGCACUUGUAUGACUUCUUGAAGUUGCUCCAAGCAGAAAAGAGAAGGGAGUACCUUUCUCAGCUCCAAGAAUUUAUGGUAACAGAUAACAGCAGGAAUUGGCGCUUCAGAGCUGAGCUUUCUGAGCAGCUGAUUUUGCUGCUGGAACUGUACAAUCCCAAAGACGUAUAUGACUACCUACGGCCCAUAUCACUCAGCCUCUGUGCCGAUAAGGUUUCUUCGGUCCGAUGGAUUGCUUACCGAUUGGUUGGUGAGAUGAUUAGAAAAUUCUAUGCUACUUCAACUCCUGCAUUAGCAGUGGACCUUAUUCAUGAACUUGUGGAUAAGUUCUGCCAUUGUGUGAAAUGGUCAGGUCGUCAAGCCUUUGUCUUUGUCUGCCAGGCUGUAAUUGAAGAUGAUUAUAUCCCUAUAGAACAGUUUACUGAGCACUUGAUGCCACAUUUACUACAGUUAGCAUCCGAUCCUGUUCCAAACGUCAGAGUGUUACUGGCAAAAACUUUGAGACAAACCCUAUUGGAAAAAGAAUACUUUGUGAACUCAGGCAGUUCUCACCAGGAAGCCAUAGAGCAAAUCGCUGUGGCACUGCAGGCUGAUCGAGACCGGGAUGUCCGAUAUUUUGCCAGCAUAUACCCCAGCAGCACAAAACUUGGUGAUGAUGCCAUGAGUACUGCUUCUUCCACUUAUUAAAAUGGGUGAAUGUUUUUUGCACCAUUGGACUGAUCAAACUGAGUCACUGAUGAGUGCUUUAAAUAUGUGUAUCAGCUGGAAUGUACUGGGUGAGUGCUCCAGAAUACGGCGAGAUAUCUGCUCUCUACACUGAAUGAUGGGGUUUUAUGUUUUGUGGUGACCUGCCUAGUGGCCCUUGAUUACAUUGAGAUUCACUUAGACUAUUACUAGUCGUGUGGCCGUGACUCUUGUUUUUCAUAUUUUGACCACUGAAAAUUCUCAGAGGAUUUUACCACCGAAGCCUUAAUCUCCUGUAUUCUUAAAGUAACAAACUUGAACACCUGGAGCCGCCUUAAUGGAGGAGGGAUUAUCCAUUUCAAACCUAAUCAUUCCUUCCAGAAAAAAGUUAUACGAAUGUUACUGACAAUUCUUGUCUAUAAGCAUCUGCAAAGAAUAAGAAUGUCAAGUUAAUGUGUAUUUCUUAAUACUGUACAAGAAGUUUCAUGUACUGAUUCUGAAAAGUUAUUUUCAACUGUGCUAGAUAUGUAAAGGUUUUUUUUUACCUAAAUGGAUUAGUUAUACCUCAUUUAGUUUGAACAUGGACAGUGGCGUUGCUUUGUGCCCUUGAAAUUUGCCCAUUCAUAUUACAGCAAAUUUCAACCUUACGGACAUGAAAUGGCUGCCACUGUUGUGCUUCGACUCCCCUCUUUAACCAACUCAUUCAUCCUUUUCUAGGGGAUUUUGUUCUAACUACCUUGCAUAUUGCACAGCAAUUGACCGAAAUGUAGAAGAAACAAGACAAAAAAUACAUACAUUCAUACAAGAUACUCUCUUUUGAGUACAUUUUUUUUCACAAAUCCCUCAUUACUGCAGAGAAGUAAUAAUCUGCCGUGCAAGGGGUAGUGGUAGCUGUUAGUAUAGAUGUGCGAACCCUGCCAAAUUAAUCUAGAAUUUAUACCUCAGACUGAGAUGGAUCUGACUAAAUUCAGAUGAAUGGAAUUUUGUACUAUUUGUUGUGCAAAUCAGGUGUUACAUCUAUCUAAAUUUACAUGCCUGACUCCCCUUAUAAAUCACGAGGCACCUUUUAUUUCUCAUUCACUCUACAUAUAAACAAGAUUAUCCACCAUCUUGAUUAGGAAGGAGAGACACAGAAGGAAAAUCACCAUGGAACAAUGUCCCUCAAAGAUCUUUGCCCUAAAGGGUCAUUUUGAUCACUUGACUAUCCAUCAUUUAUAAAACCCCAUUCUUCUGAGUUAACAAUCCCACCAUCUUGUUCAAACUGAUGGUCUUUGUGCCUUAGUGGCAGCCUAUGAGGUCUGCCUCAGUUGAUUUGAUUCUUUGGUCCAUGGUCAAUGUCAGCUCAGUUUCAAAACCUGCAAUGAAUGGCUUCCAGUAACUAGCAUCCAUAGCACCUGUCUUCCAUUAUUGCAAGUCUUCAAAGUUUCAGGUCUGUUCUAAAUUUAACUUAAUGAAAAUACCAUAUUCAUUGAAAGGUUUUCCUGGCUACAAGAUGUGAAUGAGAUGAAAGAUUCUCAUCAGUCCAGGAUAUGAGACCAUUGGUUAAACAAGUUUCUGAAGAAUGAUUUUUGGCAAAUGAGGCAGUGGGUUUUAUUAUAAUGUGCUCCUUGAAAUGGGAGUUGAAUUCAACUUAUGGAGUGGCCACUUCAUGAGCUAUCACGUAAUGGGUUCUCUGAUGUCUACCUUAAAAAUUGCCAUGGUUUUUUUUUUUUGCACCCCCCCCCCGCCCCCCCAACCCCCCGGCCAACUGGCAUUACAGUUCUGACCUCAGUGUAUUGUGAUAAGUGGUUGUGAUUUGACAUUGCUGUGUUCCAGAUCAGCCGAUAGUCGUAAGUCUUCAGAGUCCAAUCUCCAGUUCUGGCACUAGUGUUUUUGUGUUUGGAGGUUGAAUAUAAAGACAAAUGAUGGAUUAGCUAUGGUCUUCCUUAUUCUUUGAAAGAUGUUCAACUUCCACGUAUAAAUGUUCUUUCCAUCAGGCCUACCCACACUCUUCUUGAUCCUCAUGUUGAUUAACCUGCUUAUUGUUUUGUUUCUGCUUUCUGGGUCUUGCCAUGUUUUAGUUUGAAUUCUCAUUGGAGAAACAGAUCUCAUUCCAGGCAAUAGUUCUCUAUCUGUGACACAGUAGGGAGUGUUCACCUGAUUAGCUCCAUGCCAUCUUAUUUAAACCCACUGACUCCUUUCCCCACCUCCAUCAUCACCCCCACCUUCCCCCACCCCACUUCUCCCCCAGCAACCUCUCACCACCAAGAAUAAAAUGAGAUGAUCCAUUCCAUAUGUGGAUUUUGGACGCUUCAGAAAAUUAGGUGUUGCCUAUAGCAGAUAAUUUAAUCUGACAUGCUGCAAAGUGUGAUAAAUGGUCAGAUUUCUGUGUGAGUUUAAAUGUGUGCAGUGGGAACUCUCUUAAGGGCUCGGGCUCAGCACUAACACUACAAAGUAGUUAAAUGAUUUUAAAGUACAGCAUAUUUCUGUGUUAUGCAGAAUUCUGCGUUGUACUUAUGUCUAUUUCAUGCUGGUCAUGUCCUGCGGAGUAUGUUUGAAUUGGAUUAGCACACAAGCUUUAAGUCUGAAAAUUCAGGUAUUUUAACUUUUUAUCAUGAUCGGCUGAAUGCUGCACCUUUUUUUAUAUGUACAUAUCUGUGAGCACUCUUGAGUGCCUGUUGUUGAUCAUGUCAUAAAAAGCUGUUGUAAUACAAGUUGUUCUGUACUUGUCCAAAUAAAAAUAAAUAUGCAACUAUA
Molecule: messenger RNA, 5980 nt
Organism: Carcharodon carcharias (great white shark)
Lineage: Eukaryota; Metazoa; Chordata; Chondrichthyes; Lamniformes; Lamnidae
Product: serine/threonine-protein phosphatase 4 regulatory subunit 1-like
Exons: 21
Coding region: 425-3247 (940 amino acids)
Biological process (GO): protein dephosphorylation
Molecular function (GO): protein phosphatase regulator activity; protein binding
Source: RefSeq, a predicted model, not a curated record